AUGAAGAGAAAUUCGCCAGAUCAAAAUCCCAGGGAGGAUACACCUCAGAAGCUUUUGGCGCUUGAAGAGGACAAGGUUCGUUCUCUUUUCAACCCAAAGAUAUGGGAUACUAAAUUUCAAGAGAAGUUAAAGUCUGAUAUUGCAACUGCUAAACCUUAUAAUUGGGGUACCAUUCAUCAACUGAUCGACGAUGAUCUGUUACGUGCAGUUCGUAAGGAAAUCGAGACUCAGAUUCAUUUUACAAAGAAAGAAACAGAUAUCUAUAAAGUAAAUCAAAGUGGUGAUUUGGCAAACCUUUCAGGUCUGGAUUGGGAUGAUUUAUCAAGACUACCAAACCUUUACAGGCUACGUGAAAUCCUUUACUCGGAGAUUUACAGAGAUGUCAUCUCUCAUGUGACUGGCACUGGUAAGUUAUCGGGUACCAAAACUGAUAUGAGUAUUAAUACCUAUACAAAAGGUUGUCAUUUAUUGACUCACGAUGAUGUUAUUGGAUCAAGAAGAGUUAGUUUCAUCCUUUAUCUACCUGAUCCUGAUCACACAUGGAAAUCACAUUAUGGAGGUGGUCUACGAUUGUUUGAUAGUAUAAUCCCCAAUGUACCUCAAUCCGAUCCCUGUGCCAAAUUGGUCCCACAAUUCAAUCAAAUUGCCUUCUUUAGCGUGCAACCAGGUUUCUCAUUCCAUGAUGUGGAAGAAGUCAAAGUUGACAAACAUAGGUUGUCGAUCCAAGGUUGGUAUCACAUCCCACAGGAGGGUGAAAAAGGUUACAACCCUGGUGAAGAAGAACAAUGGGUUAACAACAAUACCUCUACUUUGGCACAAUUAGAAUCAAACGUUUUACAAGAUUACGAGUUCCCCAAGGAUGAAAGAGAUAUUCUACCUUAUCAUGAGGUCAAACAUUUUGAAAAAAUCCUGCGUAACGAUGAGAAGGAAGGUUCUGUUAGCGUCAUAUCGGAAGAGAAUCAACUAUCACAACAUGAAUUAGAUUUCUUGAAAGAGUACAUUUCAGAACAGUACCUAACCAAAGAAGGUAUUUCCGAUUUACAAAGCAAAUUUGCAGAUGAUUCUUCUUUACAAUUGGAAUCAUUUUUGAAUGAGGACAAAUCUCUUUUAUUGAAAGAGUUAAUCAAAAGAGAAGAAUUGGAAAAGGACUGCCCUUAUGAAUCCAAGGAUGUGGCCAAGCCUUGGAAAACGGCUGUACCUUCUCAUAAAUGGAGAUACCUUUAUAUGGAUGGUAAAUCUCACGAGAAUUUCAAGGAAGAUUCUGAUAUUCUAGCGACUUUGAACCGUGAGGAAUUGCCUAACUUUGAAUUGCUCAAACAAACUCUACCUAAAGAACAAGAAGUGGAAAUUGCAUUGAUAGAAUUAGUUCAAUUUUUCAAGAGCACCAUUUACAAGAAAUAUUUGACAUUACUCACAUCGUUAUGUCCCUUGAGUGAACAAUUUUUGGUGAGAAGAUUUAGACCGGGCAAGGAUUUCACUUUGGCAACUAAAUGUAAUUUGAAUCCGUUGCUAAAUCAAGUGGAAGGUUCUAUAGAUGCUGUUCUCGAAGGAACACUAGGCUUGACACCUUCUAACGGAUGGGAAUCCGGAGAAGUUGGUGGUUACGAAUUGUACAUGGCUGACGAAGAUGAUGAACCGGAACAAGAUGCACAAGAUGUCAAAGACGCUGCAGUUUACAGGGCUGAUGACAGUGGUGAUUCCGUGCUCAUCAAUCAAUGUGCCAACUGGAAUACUUUGACUCUUGUACUACGUGAUGAAAGUGUCUUGGAAUUUGUCAAAUACGUGAGCUGGAGCGCCAAGACUAGUAGAUGGGAUAUCAAAUCUCAAUGGGACGUCAAGUGCGUCGAAUAA
This is a messenger RNA of Zygosaccharomyces rouxii, 1851 nucleotides long. It is a transcript of the gene TPA1, whose product is annotated as oxidative DNA demethylase. Gene Ontology annotation, molecular function: iron ion binding; L-ascorbic acid binding; peptidyl-proline dioxygenase activity. Gene Ontology annotation, cellular component: cytoplasm. Bases 1 to 1851 code for a protein of 616 amino acids. Gene Ontology annotation, biological process: regulation of translational termination; peptidyl-proline hydroxylation. NCBI's taxonomy places the organism in Eukaryota, Fungi, Ascomycota, Saccharomycetes, Saccharomycetales, Saccharomycetaceae. The transcript has a single exon. The record is from RefSeq and is a predicted model, not a curated record.